Messenger RNA from Hermetia illucens (black soldier fly), 2052 nucleotides. RefSeq lists its product as uncharacterized. Gene Ontology annotation, molecular function: protein binding. NCBI's taxonomy places the organism in Eukaryota, Metazoa, Arthropoda, Insecta, Diptera, Stratiomyidae. Gene Ontology annotation, biological process: establishment of meiotic spindle localization; spindle organization; mitotic cell cycle. Bases 93 to 1886 code for a protein of 597 amino acids. Gene Ontology annotation, cellular component: spindle pole. The transcript is spliced from 13 exons. The record is from RefSeq and is a predicted model, not a curated record.
CGAAUGUUUUGUAUCUAUCUUUAGAACGGAAUAUUAUCUGUCGUUCUAUAUAAACAUAAGAGCCAUAAUUUAAAAGUCUUUUAAAUUCCACCAUGAAUUACUUUUUGCAUCAGCAAAAACGCAAGGAGGCCAGAACUAACAUACCACCAGGGCUACCUGAUUUAAUGGCCGACAUAGCCCGUAGGGUCCUGGAGAAGCAGCCGGAGAAUGGCGAGAUAUACAAGUUUAUUGCAGAUUAUUUGGGCGCUUUGUUGGAGACCAGGGAAAAAGCCAAAGUUUCUGUGGAAGUUCUCGAUGAAAUUUUAGAAUCAAGUCUAAUUAUAAGCGACCUCCUCCGCACGAAUGGGAUAGAUUUUCAAAGAGCUUCAAAUGCUGCCAAGGUCAUUCAAGGCGCAUUUCGAAGUUACCUUAAAGAAAGAGAAAAGAUGGCGCCUCAGAGUCCCGAGUUUGAUGAAUAUCGACUUUUUAAAGAAUUGGUGGAGAAGUGCAACUUUAAAGAGGAAGAGCUUCUUACUGUGAAGGGAGCGGUUCGAGUUGCUUUCCGGGAAUUUUUCCGUAAAUACUCAGACUAUUUGAAAAUGGCCUACGUUUGCGGUCAUGAUGUGUGGCCAUUGGUGGCUUCGACUUGCAAGCACUAUGCUGAUAAAGUACCUUCUUUCGAAAAAAUGGAUAAAGCGGCAACUAAGAUACAGGCUUUCUAUCGGCGUCAUUCUAUCCAAAAAAAGUUUCGGCCCCGGGGUUUGUGCUCAGAUAUAAAGGAACAACAAGAUAAGAGUCUGAUUUUCUCAGAACAGGAAGUUAAGUCGGCGACUGUAAUUCAAAAAGUUUAUCGUCUUUAUAAGCAAAACCAAGAGAAAAUUAGAAAGAAACGUGAAGAAAGAUUGCGAAGAAGGAUGUUUAAGAACCAGCAACUUAGCAAUGAAGAAGCUGCAACCAGAAUUCAGGCAAUUUACCGUGGCUAUAAAGUUCGGAAGGCCUUACGAAGUGAGGAGCCCAAACGGAAAAGCGAUGGCAAGGAUUCACGACGGGUAACCGGCGUAUCACAACUCUUUCGCGCGAGCUUGCAGCAAUCCAUUACUAAUCCAGCAGGGACUCAAGCAACUCGAGAAAGGUUAGCAAGGAACAUUGAGGAAGAUCUUGAUAAGCUAUUGGUCCAAAAGCAGAUAGAUGCAAUGUACUUAGUUGCGAGAAAAGUUCAGCAACUUUUCCGGAAAGUUUCCAAGUCAUCAUUUGUUUUGGAUGAAAAUGUGGAUCCAAGAGUGGAUUGGGCGGCUCGGGUGAUACAGAAUUCAUGGCGCGAUAUGAUUGCGAGGCAAUUUUUUAUAGAAGCAACCUUUUCUGCUGCAGGUCUGCGAGGCUCGAAAUUGAGUGCAACAUCCCCACAAUCGCGUCAUGAAGUAUCUAAAUCAAGUGUUAGUGCAAGUAUCGGCACUUUUAAGACGAAAAACCAGGACGACGUGAAGGAUAUAGCAGUCAGUGCUACAGGAAGAGAAAGCAUUACAGAGAGUGCUAAGCAAACUGUAGCUUUUCAAAAGGAGAAAGUAAUUCAUGAAACAGCGGUUAAAAAUGACGUGAAACUUUCUUUUACGAAGGAACAAGAAAUAGCAACGGAAAUAACCGAGGAGGGAAUUACAGUUGAAGAGAAGCUGUCAAAUGAAGAACCGAAAAAAGCACAAGAUGAAACAGAAGUUCCGGAGAGUUUUCCAGAUGAAAUAGCUCCUGAAAAGUCAGAGACAACUCCUGAUGAAGCAAUGAUUCCAGAAAAGGCAUCAUAUGAAGCAGAACCUCUGGAGGAAAUACCAAAGGAGGCAGAAACCUUGGAGACAGUACCAUAUGAGGAUGGCGCUGCUGAGGCGACCCUUGCUGAGAGUGCUAGGGAAAACUGAUGCGGUACAUCAAGCCAGUAGGGCUGAAAAUGCAAAUGUUGCUGAAACGGUGGAACAAGUCGAUGGGUAAAAUAUGUUAAGUCUUCCAAUUUACAUAUUUAGUAUUUUUUUCUCACGAACUGUCAGUUUUUUUUCUUUUAUUUUAGAAAAAUGUCUGUCGAACUUA